Volvox carteri f. nagariensis is the source of this 447-nucleotide messenger RNA. RefSeq lists its product as uncharacterized. Lineage: Eukaryota; Viridiplantae; Chlorophyta; Chlorophyceae; Chlamydomonadales; Volvocaceae. The transcript has a single exon. The coding region runs from base 1 to 447 and encodes 148 amino acids. The record is from RefSeq and is a predicted model, not a curated record.
AUGGCAGUAGAGGACAGGGUAGAGCAGAGGAGAGGAGGGAAGGGCAAGGGAGGGCAGACGGGGAAAGAAGAGAACAAGGGUCGGCAGAGGAUAGCAGGAGAGGGCAAGGAAGGGCAGAGGAGGGCAGAGGAGAGCAAGGAACGGCAGAAAGGGCAGGAAAGGGCAAGGGAGGUCAGAGGAGGACAUAGGAGAGCAAAUGAUGGCAGAGGAGGGCAGGAGACGGCAGAGGAGACCAGGAGAGGGAAGGAAAUGCAAGGGAGGGCAGAGGAGUGCAGAGGAGAGCAAGGGACGGCAGAGAUGGCAGGGGAGGGCAAGGAAGGGCAGAGGAUGGCAGAGGAGAGCAAGGGAUGGCAGAGGAGAGCAGGAGAGGACAAGAGAGAGCAAGGGAUGCCAGGACAGGGCAAGGGAGAGCAAGGGAUGGCAAAGAGGGCAGGGGAGGGCAAGUAA